CCGGCGACGCCGCACAAGAGUACUAGAACAAUUUAAAGACUAAAUCUGACCUAGACUUGACAAUGAUAGCCGCGCAUACUCUGCGUAUCUUGGUGAUGGCUUUAGCAUACACUUGUCACGGUUAUCCUGCACCUACCAACGUGAACCCAACUGAAUAUUUGGAAACGUACGGAUAUCUGAACAAAGACGAGCUACACGAUGCCGUGGACAUGCAGAAUGCAGUCAUGAACUUUCAGCGAAUGGCUAACGUGGAAGUGUCGGGAAACUUGGACAGCGCCACCAUCAGUAUGAUGGAAAUGCCUCGUUGUGGUGUGGAAGAUAUGACGGGCACGGCGAUUAUGGGUACGGAAAUGAACGAAACGUUUUCCCAGUUCACAUCCUAUCGAUCGAAGAGAUAUGCUUUGGCGGGUAGGAAGUGGGACAGAACCAACCUGACUUACAAAUUCGUCAAUUUUACGCCAGAUUUGGCAAUUGUGGAACAGAAAAAAACAAUCGAACAAGCUUUCGCCGCAUGGAGUGACGUCACACCACUGUCAUUUACCGAGGUAUUUGACGGAAGACCGGACAUAUUGCUAGAGUUUUCAAGCGGCGUCCACAGUGAUGGUAAAAAUGCCGCUUUCGAUGGACCGGGCGGAGUGUUGGCGCAUGCCUACUAUCCACAGUUUGGCGAUGCGCAUUUUGAUGACGACGAAUACUUCACAGUGCGUACUUCUGAUGGAGUCAACCUCCUCUUUACAGCCGCACACGAGUUCGGCCACAGCGGCUUGGCUCAUUCGUCCGUAUCUGAUGCGUUGAUGUAUCCUUUCUACCAGGGAUACAAUCCUGAUUUCGCUCUCACAGAAGACGAUAUUCGUGGAAUUCAAGCAAUUUAUGGAGUUCCUGACGCUCAUCCAGAUGAACCUGGCGUCGAUGCCGGCAUGACAAUGGAAACACAUAGCAUCCCUGAUAUAUGUAACACCAAUAUCGAUACGAUAUUCAUGGAUUAUGAUGACGUCACCUUUGUAACUAAAGGUGACUAUAUAUGGCGAAUCAAUGAUGCAGGAGUAGAUGAAGAAUACCCAAGGAAAAUAAAUGAAGAGUAUCCCGAUCUUCCCGGGGAUAUCCAAGCGGCAUUUACAUCGCCCUGGACGCUCAACACAUAUUUCAUCAAAGGAAGGCGAAUUUGGAAAUUCAAAAACCGCACCUUGGCUGGGGGAUACCCCAAACGGACUAAAGACGCAGGCUUGCCACGUGACCCAGACGCGGCGUUCGUAUGGAGUGGAGAAGGCAAAAUUUACUUUUUCAAAGGCUCGCGCUAUUAUACCUGGAAUGAAAUCACCGGCAACGUUAACAGAGGCAACGUGCAGAAAAUAAGGAAACACUGGAAAGGAAUACCGUUAAACGUGGACGGUGCCUUUCAGUGGAAAAAUCGCAAAACGUAUUUCUUCAAAGAUGACGACUACUGGAGGUACGACGAUUUGGAAAUGAGGGCCAGUGGUGGUUAUCCGAAGUCCACCAAACUAUGGUGGGUGGGUUGUGAGGGUCCUGUUAUUGCCGGACGCCUGAGUGCCAAGCCCGCGGGAUCAUCCUAAAGUCCUUCGUCAAUCACAUAGUCGUGAUAUAAUAUAACUAUACGAUGUCAGUCUAUGACAAAGCGUGACUUCUGCACUGAAAACAAUGGCCAAUGAUUACAAUAUAGACACGUGUUUACUAAUUUACAGUGUAAAUUUGACAAUAGGGUUACAUACAUUAAUGAGAAGAAACUCCAACAUUUUUAUUUGAACUGGCAAACUAGUAUAUACCACUAUCAUAUUCCAGGUACAUGGUCAGUACAGUAUAUAUAUAUUUAUUGGAUAAAAAUAUAAAUUACAUGAAUAAUCAUAUUAUACUAAUUCUCAGAUACUACGCAUAACCUUGCAUUUAGACGGUGACGCAAUUUGUUUUGCUAUAAUAUUUAAUAGCACACAAAUCUCAAUUUGUCAACAGAGGGUGAUGUGUAAGUACGAAUAUGUGAAAAAAGACUUCUUGUAUGAAGACAUUAUUUUUUCAGACCUUAGGUAAACUUACUGACUUAUUUUUCAGUAUUAAAAUAAAUAACCAAACUUUUUUAAAUUGUCAUUACUCUGGUCACUGUGAUGGGUUGAAGGGAAAGGGGGGGGGGUAAAUUUGUUGUGCUUGUUAAACAGAAUGUGAUUCGGGAGUAUAGGCAAAAUAAUGUAUGACAAUGGAUGGAAAUGAAUAGGAAACACACCAUAAAACAAGAAACAGGCUCGCGCUUAUAAAUCUACAGAAUACUAGUUGAUACAAUUGUUCGUAGUACGCGUUGAGUUUUCCAUCUGUCAUGAAUUUGUUUUCGCGUAUCUGUUAAUCGACUUAAUUAGCUGGUUAUUAGCGAAUUGCUGUGUUAUGUCUGUCAUCGUUUAGGCCUAUUUGAAGUUUUGGACGGAACUUGGCUCAGUGAUUUGGAACUAAUUACGAGAUAACCGUCGCUAUUCUGACUAAGAUUUCUGACAGUUGGUAUCCGUAGUUAUUAAUGUAGUGAACAAUUAAUCAAAAGAUAUGACGUAUUCAGUACUUAGUGUGAUUGGCUUUAUGAUUGAAGGUUACGCCUAGAGACUUUUUACUGUUUUGUAAUUGGUUAGAGUUUUGAAAAUGAAUAAAGAGAGUUUGAGUUGGUCUUGGGGAGCACAGCACGAUAGACGCAGUCGAGUUCAGUCCUGGAGAGCCUUGGGGCGAGUGUUGACGCAGUCUAGGAGAGUCUUGAUUUCAAAUAAUAAGUAAUUUUUCCCCAGGGCGCUGUGUCUUACAGGGUGCUCGACUGAUCAACUAAGGCGAGAGUUGAAACGUA
Molecule: messenger RNA, 2827 nt
Organism: Saccoglossus kowalevskii
Lineage: Eukaryota; Metazoa; Hemichordata; Enteropneusta; Harrimaniidae
Product: matrix metallopeptidase 19-like
Biological process (GO): extracellular matrix organization; proteolysis; collagen catabolic process
Cellular component (GO): extracellular matrix
Molecular function (GO): zinc ion binding; metalloendopeptidase activity
Source: RefSeq, marked validated